ACAGCGCGCUGCCUGGAAGACACAACGCGAACGAUCGCAGGGGACGGAUACCCGCGGGCCGCCCCGUACCCGCCGCAGCAGCCCGGGGCACGCCAGGGCCUGCCCGAGCCCGCCGGCGUUUGCCGGGCCGGGCCGAGCCGCCCCGUGCCGGGCAGUGCCGGCGCCCGCCCCGAGGUGCUGCGUGAGACGACCUGCGCGAGCCGCCUCGCGCCCCGCGGUUAUUUUGACCCCGGCGGCAGCCCGUACCGGCCGCGCCCGGAGCGCCGCGGUGACGCAGCGCGUGCCCCGGCGCCCAGCGCCCAGCCAACCAGCGGGCGAGGGGCAGCGACCAACCCGCCGGACAGCCGCGCGCGACACGGCUGCGGCGGCAGCGCUCGCCCCGCCCCGCCCCGCCCGUUGCAACGGUCCGCCCGGCGCCGCGGUGCGGCCGGUCGCCUCCGCUCUGCGCCUCGCCGCCGCUCCCUGCCGCCGCGACAGGAGAAACCUAGUAACUAAGAAGAAGCCAGCUUAAUAGGAUUUCAGAUGUGGCAAUGGCAUCUGCUGUAAUCAGUUCGGUUCCUACCACUGCAUCUCGUUUUGCUUUACUACAAGUCCUAAGUGAUACUGAUUCAGAGCCUGGAAAAGGAAAAAGUGGCCGAGGUGUCAGUAAGUCUCAGGCUUCAGGGGGAAGACAAUCUGCAAAUGAGAAAAAAAGAAAUAAAAGAAGAAAAAAGAAAGAACAGCAGCAGAGUGAGGCUAAUGAGCUCAGAAACCUUGCUUUUAAAAAGAUUCCUCAGAAAUCCUCACAUGGAGGCUGUUUAUCUCAGCAUGAACAAAAACUGAACACUGCAGUGCAGAAGAGCACUGGGGAAGAAAACUGGCAGGAGUGGAGACAAAGAGAUGAGCAGCUGACAUCUGACAUGUUUGAAGCUGAUCUUGAAAAAGCAUUGCUGCUAAGCAAACUUGAAUACGAAGAACACAAAAAGGCGUAUGAAAACGUUGAAAGUACUUCACCUCAGUCAAAGUCUGUGAAUAAGAAAAAGAACCAGCAAGGAAAAGACAAACCUCUCACUGUGUCUCUGAAAGACUUUCAGUCAGACAGUAAUAUAGAUAACCCUGCUAAAAAACACGAGGAAGUGAACGCUUCCCAGUCUUCGUUGCAUGAUGGAAAAUUUUUCAACAGGCUGGAAGAUGAUGUUCACAGAAUACUUCAAAAAGAGAAAAGGAGAGUCCAUCUCAAUGAUUACAGUGAAACAGAUAACUGCAGAUCUCAUGAAGACAACCAGGAGAGUGCUUUGAAAGAUGGAAAAACCGAGCGACUAAAGCUCGAGCUUGAAAAGAAAGAUGCAGAAAUUGAGCAACUGAAAAAUAGAAUAACUCAGUGGGAGGCAAAGUAUAAAGAAGUAAAAGGAAGAAAUGCCCGGCUUCUGAAGAUGAUGCAAGAAGGUGAAAUGAAAGACAAAGCAGAAAUACUCCUGCAGGUUGAUGAAUCUCAAAUUAUAAAAAAUGAAUUGACUGUACAGGUAACUAUACUUCAUGCAGCAUUAGAGCAAGAAAGAUCCAAAGUGAAACUACUGCAGGCAGAAUUAACAAAAUACCAGACUGGGAAAAAAGGGAAAAAGCACUCAGAAUCUGACCAGUGCAGAUGAUCUCCUCUGCCACCAGAUUCAAAGCACAAAACAUCAAAUCUUUCUUCAGGGUUUUGCAGAAAUUUAUAUAUUCGUUGCACAACUGCUAAACUAUGCAGUUUUUGAAGAGAAAUAAACGAUUGCUAGUUUGUUUAACAAUAUAAAUAAUCGAUUUGUUGCACUUUCUGCUACAGAAAAUUGGAAAACCAGUAUUCCAGCAGAGAUGAAGCUAGCUGUAAUGCUAUUAGUUUUUCAUCAUUCAAUAAAAUUUACUCUUGCA
Messenger RNA from Strigops habroptila (Kakapo), 1887 nucleotides. It is a transcript of the gene GKAP1, whose product is annotated as G kinase anchoring protein 1. Gene Ontology annotation, cellular component: Golgi apparatus. The coding region runs from base 531 to 1628 and encodes 365 amino acids. Gene Ontology annotation, biological process: signal transduction. NCBI's taxonomy places the organism in Eukaryota, Metazoa, Chordata, Aves, Psittaciformes, Psittacidae. The record is from RefSeq and is a predicted model, not a curated record. The transcript has 12 exons.